Molecule: messenger RNA, 1116 nt
Organism: Trichosporon asahii var. asahii CBS 2479
Lineage: Eukaryota; Fungi; Basidiomycota; Tremellomycetes; Trichosporonales; Trichosporonaceae
Exons: 1
Coding region: 1-1116 (371 amino acids)
Source: RefSeq, a predicted model, not a curated record
AUGGCUCCCGAGAGCAGUCACAGCGAACGCCCCCCAUCCAAUACCGUAAUCCCAGCUCUUCUUGCGGUUCCAGGCACCGAAGGGUUUCCCGACAGUCCGUGGUUCAUGGUUGCUGACGGCGAGAGUCUCGCCGACGUCUUCUUCGGCUGGAUGGCGUCGGUUGAUUCGUGUAGGAGAAACGAGAUGCUGGAACUCUUUCACCGCUUCGUCAGCACGCAAGACCCAGCCAACAUGCCCCUGGUUCUUAUCGACAAACUGCAACGCAUCGCAACUCAGCUGAAGGCUGGGUGCGAGAGACUGACACCUACCUGCACCUGCGUUCCGACCUGCCAGGCCGUUGUCGUCUCCCCUCUCCCAGGUCCCGUUUACUGCCAGCUUAGCAGGGGGCCGGGCCGCAAGACUUGGCAGGGCUCCGACAACUGGCACUUUGAUCGAGCGUUCGAUACGUCCGCCGAUGUCUUGGGGUGGAUCAUUGCCCGCCUCAAAGAGUACUAUUGGCACCACAGCAUGCUUCACCCUCGCGCCGAGUUCCCGGUUCAGGUAGGUGGGCCCGUGCAGACGCACUUUGGCCCAGUUCCCUGGACCCUCGACUCGACGCCUCACUCCGACGACAACCCGCACACCAGCCUUGCGGUGACUCCCCUCCCCAAACUGUCAACUACAGGGAUGGUCAUCGAGCUCGUGCAUUAUGACUGGCCGAGUGAAAUAAAGGAGCUGGACUUGAGAAGGAAGUGGCUAUCAUACCUCCACAGGUGCGCCGCCCCUGAGGCUCUCCUCAUGGACUUUCCUCCUCUGUCCUGCUCUCUGCUGAGCAUCAUGGACGAGCCUGAGUUUGACGAGGAUGUCGCAUGGGUGUUGUGGGGAAACUACCGCCGUUGUGAGAUCAUCAUCACUAUGCUGGGAGGAUGGAAAGCGAAUGGACUGUCGGUACCGGAGGAGAUGGAGGACGACCAACCCGUCCGGCUAAGGGAGGUGAACGGGCUCACGGUUGUGUACUUUGCACUCCCUACAGGUGCGAGGCGCAGACUGCUCCAGCCACCUCGGCUACUGGAGAUGAUGUAUAGCGACAUUCUUAGGCAUCGUCUCCGUUGGUUGCUGCCACAGAAGCAUUUUUAG